AUGGCUUCCGCCCUACUAGGCAGCGCGACUUCAACACUUCCUACCGAGUUAACUCUCCUAGUGCUUGAUCACCUUGAAGGCAACAAUCAGGCGCUAUGUUCGCUCGCGCGAACAUGUCGCAGCAUGCAGCGUCUGGCUGAAGAGCGAGUCUACAAGACUAUUGAGUUGACUUCUGUAGUCGACCUACGAGACGUCAGCGCUGCCUUUCUGUCUCGCUAUCAGCGCCUCCAGGCCGUACAAACGCUCAAGCUACUUUACCAGUACGAGGAGACCACGUUGAAGAACAGUGACAGGGCUAGGGCAGAAUUCAAUAAGAACGUACCGCACAUGAUCAACCUAAGAGAAUGGCAUAUCGAGAGCCCUUGGGAUAAUUUCCACUGGUCGGAAUCUGGCGGGGAUGACUGGGUUGGUACCGAUAUGGAGCAAUUCCGCGCAGCACUUGAUUUGGCCUGCGAAAACGGCCUCAAGGAAACUGAGGCCAUUGCAGCAGAGCGCCAAUUGGGAAAACAUAUGGAGCGCAAAACCGGGUUGGCUCUACUGGAGACACUGACCAUACAUUCGCAUGGCAGAGACACUGAUUUCUGGGACCUGGAUGGGUAUCACUGCCUCUUUCGACACCCUUCGCUUAGGCACCUUCAUGUUUCCUGCAUCGCAUUUCCGGACACCGAGAUCCCAGAACUCGCGUCAUAUGUGAAUAAAACCCCAUUGACGUCUCUAGUCUUUGAUGAGUGUGUGCUAGAUCCUCAAAGCUUGCUCAGCAUUUUGCAAACACCAGCGCAACUCAAGUCGCUAACGCUCGGAGAAAACGUCUACAAUACCAAUCGCUCCAAGGAUAAUCCUAUGCUGAGUAAAUAUCCGGUUGAGUCGCUACGAGCUCUCUCCGCUGUUGCGCAUUCUCUCGAAACCCUUGUUCAUCUCGAUCCUGGUUCGCGAAUCGACUCAAGCUCGCACGUUAUGUCUUCCAUACGAACACCAGGCGACGGAAUGCGCGAUUUUCACUCGCUGAAGUAUAUGGAGUGCGACACACAGUCGUUUCUGCACAAGGCUAUCAUCAUGAACCGCGACCUUGCGCCACCCAAACUGGAAACUCUCCGAGUGCGUCGCCAUUGGGAUUCUCCUGCGAACCUGUGGGAUGAGCCACCUAACUUAGAUCAUUAUGCGGCGCUCCCGUCCAUUUCCACUCUUGAGUUGAUGCAAUCGUCAUUUAUACUGCUUCGGCUGUCUACCGAGGACUACAUAUGCGAGGCGGAGCGUCUCCGUAACCGCCACGCUAAAGCAUACAAACUAUCCAAGGCUGGCAUCAACCUCAAGAUGUUGAUCGAACUGCACAAGACUCGUAGUCUCAUUCCACCGUACCUCCACAACGAGCAGGUACCUUUGGUUCAAUGCUUGUAUAAUGCUAGCGCUGUAGGCUUCCAUCGACACAUUGAAGACCUAAAAGUCCACGAGGCAAAGCUGGAAGCACCCGAGACGGAUCAAUUGAGCGACGCGGAUGUUAUCAGGAUACGUGAAUCGACCCGAAAAACUCUGUUCGGCCUGAAGCAAAAGCUACUACGUCAAAACCGCCCCCUCGCAUUCCAAACAGCACUGUUCGACGAUGCUGACGGCUCGGAGCCCUUUACGGACGAAGAAGGGUUCCUCAUCAACGACAUCGACGAGGACGACGAUAUGGACCUGGACGAUCUAGACGAUGACAGCGACUUUCUUGAUGACGACGACUUUUUUGAUGGAGGCGAUGGUGGUAUGCACAUGUUCAUGUCGUCGAAUGGCAACAUCUACGUUGGCGUGCACGCGGACGGGUCGGAGAAUGAAUCGAUGGGUUCGGAGGAGGAAAACGAUGACAUGGUCGACGCGUUGGAGCAUCAACAGCCUCCUAAUGAUGAGGUGGAUUGA
Pyrenophora tritici-repentis Pt-1C-BFP is the source of this 1893-nucleotide messenger RNA. RefSeq names its product F-box domain containing protein. The record is from RefSeq and is a predicted model, not a curated record. Gene Ontology annotation, molecular function: protein binding. Lineage: Eukaryota; Fungi; Ascomycota; Dothideomycetes; Pleosporales; Pleosporaceae.